Molecule: messenger RNA, 5196 nt
Organism: Adineta steineri
Lineage: Eukaryota; Metazoa; Rotifera; Eurotatoria; Adinetida; Adinetidae
Source: the annotation of a GenBank genome assembly
AUGAAUAAUGUUGAUACUUCUCCUGAAAAUACAUUGGCCGAUUUACAUUCUUCUGAUCUCCAUCGAAUAAAAAAAGAGAAAACAGUCGAUGAGUAUGAAAAAAUGUUAUGGAAUACAUUAUUUAUUUCAAUAUUUUAUACAAUAAUUGUAAUGACUAUUGCUAUAUUAAUCGUAUGUUUAGUCCGACCGAAACAAAAUGUAAUAUGUCAAUCAAAUUUUAUAACAUUAAUCGAUGAUAAUUCUAUUCAAUAUAAUUCCAGACCUCAUGCAAUUGCAACAGGUGAUCUUAAUCAAGAUUCAUAUCCUGACCUUGUAGUUGCAAAUUCUGGUACAAAUACAAUUGGAAUAUUUCUUAACGAUGCUAAAGGAAAUUUUCUGUCACAAAUAAUAUUUAAGACAGGCAAUAAUUCUCGACCAUUUUCAGUUAUUGUUGAUGAUUUUAAUAAUAAUACAUAUUUAGAUAUUGCUGUAACUAAUUAUAAUACUCAUAAUAUUGGUAUUUAUUUAGAUUAUAGAAAUGAUACAUUUGCAAAACAAAUAACAGUUUCAACUGAUAUUUAUCGUCCAAUUCUAUUAACUACUGGUGAUUUAAAUAAUGAUAAAUAUUUAGAUAUAAUUGUUGUUUAUAAUGGCACUGAUAAUAUUGGAAUAUUUUAUGGUUAUGGUAAUGGAUCAUUUCAAAAUCAAAUUAUUUAUUCAACUGGUUAUAAUUCUCAUCCUUGUUCUGUUGUUAUUGCUGAUUUAAAUAAAGAUAAUAAUUAUGAUAUUGUUGUUGUUAAUUCUGGUACAAAUAAUUUUGAGAUUUUUUUUGGUUCUAAUAAUGGAUCAUUUGAAAAUGAAAUUAUUUAUUCGACUGGUUUAUUAUCAAAACCUUCGUCAAUUUCAAUAAAUGAUUUAAAUCAAGAUGAAUAUUUAGAUAUAAUUAUUGUUAAUUCUGGAACAAAUAAUAUCUAUAUUUUUAUAGGUUAUGAAAAUGGAAAAUUUUUAUUAGAAAAUAUUUAUUCAUUAUCUUCUCAAUUAAAUUCACAGUCAAUUGGAAUUGGUGAUUUUAAUCAAGAUAAUCAGUUAGAUAUUGUUAUUUCAAAUUAUGAUUCAAAUAAUAUUUUUAUUUUAAUUGGCUUUGGUAAUGGAAGUUUUUCUUCACCUUCCAUAUUUUCAACUGGAAUUAUUUCACAUCCUUUUCAAAUUACUAUUAAUGAUUUUAAUAAAAAUAAUCAAUCUGAUAUUGCUAUUGUUAAUUUCAAUACAGAUAAUAUUUUUAUUUUUAUUGAUUAUUAUUUAGUGCAAUCAUUAACUCCUCAAUUAUAUUCAUCUGGAAAUACUUCAUAUCUUCGACAAUUAGCUAAAGGAGAUUUCAAUAAUGAUUCGAUUAUAGAUCUUGUUGCUGUUGAUUCUGCUACAGAUAAAAUUCAUUUAUUUUUUGGUUAUAAAAAUGGAACUUUUCAAGAGAAAAUCGAAUAUUCAACUGGAAAUCGUUCUCAUCCAAUUGCAGUUACUGUAACUGAUAUUGAUAAUGAUCACUAUUUAGAUAUUCUUGUUGGAAAUGCUUAUUCAGAAUCUGUUGGAAUAUUUUAUGGAUUUGGUAAUGGAAAUUUUUCUUCAUUAAGAACUUAUUUUACUGGUGAAUUAUCAUCAGUUGCAUGGAUUACAGUUGAUGAUUGUAAUAAUGAUCAUUAUCUUGAUAUUUUCUAUGCUGAUCGUUAUACUGACAGUAUUGGCGUUCUUUUAGGAGAAGGAAAUAGAACUUUUUCGAAUCCAGUUAGAUAUUUUUGUGAACUCGGUUCACGUCCAUUAUCAGUUGCUACAGGAGACUUUAAUAAUGAUGGUCAUGUUGAUAUCGCUACGGCUUGCUAUGGUAGUGAUAAUGUAAUUAUGUUUUUAGGAUUUGGUAAUGGUACUUUUACAUUAUUUAGUAUUUUUCCAGUUGGAGAUGGUUCUUUUCCUAACAUGCUUACUGUUGCUGAUUUAAACAAAGACAAUAAUUUAGAUGUUGUCGUCGGUAAUUCUAAUAAAAAUUAUUUUGAUAUAUUUUAUGGUUUUGGUAAUGGUAGUCUCGAUAAACCAUUCAUUUAUUCAACAGGUGUCAAUUCACUACCACUUUGCGUGUAUAUUGCUGAUUUAAAUAAUGAUGAUUCACUUGAUCUUGUUGUUGCUAAUUCGAAUAAUAACAAUAUUGGUGUAUUUCUUGGAAAUAGUUCAAAAUAUUUUGGUAAUCAAACUAUUUAUAAUAGUGGAUAUAAUUCCAUUCCAUAUUCAAUUGUCGUCGAUGAUUUUAAUGAAGAUAAUCGACCAGAUAUUGCUGUUAUGAAUACUGGUACGAGUGAUAUUGCCAUAUUACUUGGACAUCCAACUGAAGAUUCUACAAAUCAAAUAAAUAAGACAAUGUAUAAUAAUGAAAGUAAAACUGCAAAUGAUGUACCCAUAUUAUUAGGAGAUUAUUAUCCAAAUUUUUAUAGUUUAAAAAAUUAUUCAACUGGUUCUAGUUCUGAUCCUCUUUCACUUGGUGUUGGUGAUUUAAAUAAUGAUAAACAAAUGGAUAUUAUUGUUGCCAAUUCAGGAAAUGCUAAUCUUGGAAUACUUUAUGGAUAUAAUAAUGGAAGUUUUAGAAAUGCAGUCACUUUUCCACUUUACAGUGGCGCCAAUCCACAAAAUAUCAUUGUUGAUGAUUUUAAUAAAGAUGAUCUACUUGAUGUUGCUGUUACUGAUCCAAUCAAUAAUUGUAUUAUUGUACUUUUAGGACGUGGCAAUGAAACAUUUUCAACAGAAUUGAUAUAUUCAACUGGAUCAGAUUCGAUUCCCAUUGAUCUUUAUAUUUAUGAUCUUAACAAUGAUAAUUAUUUAGACUUAGUUGUCGCUAAUAUGGGAACAAAUACAAUUGGUGUAUUUUAUGGAUUUGAUUAUAUAUUAUUUGUAGAACAAGGUUCGUAUGAAACUGGUGAUGGUUCAAAUCCAAUAUCAGUAGUUCUUGGUGAUUUUAACAAUGAUGGUCACACUGAUAUUGUAGUCGCAUUCUAUGGUACUAAUAAUGUAGGGAUUUUAUUAGGUUAUGGAAAUGGUACAUUUACAUCAAUGAUACCAUUUGGAUAUGUUCCUAUAGCACAUGCUUGGGUACUCGAUGUCGGUGAUUUUAAUAAUGAUAGCAAUUUGGAUAUUACCAUAGCAAAUUGGGCCAUUAAUAGCAUUAGUGUCAUAUUAGGAUGUGGGAAUGGUAGCUUCAAAGAUCCUGUCUCGUAUUCAACUGGUUCUAACAGUCAUCCACAAGCCGUUGCUGUUAAUCAUAUUGAUAAUGAUAAUUUUCUCGAUAUUGUUACAAGUAAUUAUGGUAGUAAUACUGUCUCCGUCUUUCUAGGAUAUGGAAACGGUACUUUUCCAGAUGCUAUAACAUUAAUAACUGGAGAUGGCGCAGGUACAAAUUUCAUUGCCAUAGCUGAUAUUAGUAAUGAUAGUUGGAACGAUAUAAUUGUUGCAAAUUAUGGAAGUAAUAAUGUGGGUGUUUUUUUGGGAUAUGGAAAUGGAAGUUUUUCAACACAAAUGACCUUUUCAACUGGUACUAGUACUGCUCCAUGGUCAGUAGCCGUUGGUGAUUUCGAUCGAGAUGGUCGACUAGAUGUUGCUACUGCAAAUUAUGCAAGCAAUAAUGUUGGUGUGUUAUAUGGGUAUGGUAAUGGUACGUUCGGAAAUUUAAAGACAUUUUCAACUGGUUUUAAUUCUUUGCCAACAUUUGUCGACGUUGGAGAUUUCAAUAAUGAUAAUAUAUUGGAUAUUGCCGUAAGUGGUUUAAAUCUUGAUCAAGUUGGAAUUCUCUUUGGUUACGAUGAUGGAAAUUUCGCUAGUAUUCAUCCAAUUCCUCAAAAACCAGGUUCUUUUUCAUAUAGUCUUGCUAUUGGAGAUUUUAAUGAAGAUAAUCGUCUAGAUUUUGCUUAUGCUGAUUAUAGUAACAACAAUAUUACAAUUUUUCUUGCUUCUGAUAAAAUACCAUUUGGUGGACAAACAACAUAUUUCGUGGGUGAAAACUCUAGUCCUGCAUCCAUAUCUGUUGAUUACUUCAAUGAUGAUAAUUAUCUCGAUAUUGCUGUUGUUAAUUCGAAUACUGAUAAUUUAGGUAUACUUUUUGGAUAUGGAAAUAGAAGUUUUUCAAAUAUAACAACUUAUUCGACUGGUCUUGGAUCCAACCCAACGUCAAUAGCUAUUGGUGAUUUUAAUAAUGAUUCUCGAACUGAUAUUGUUGUUGCAAAUAGUGAAACUAAUGAUAUAAUUGUGUUCACUGGAAGUGUUAAUGGAAGUUUUUCAAGUUCAACACCUUAUUUAAUGCAAAGUGGUUCUCAACCUGAAUCAAUUGUUGCCAGUGAUUUUAAUAACGAUAAUCAAUUGGAUAUUGUCGUUGCUAAUUUUGGUACAAACAAUAUUUGUGUUUUAUUCGGUAAUGGAAAUAGUACUUUCAUAAAUCAAAAAUGUUUUUCAUUGAAAUAUGAUUCUCGACCAACAUGCGUUAUUCUUAAAGAUUUGAAUAAUGAUAAUCGAGAUGAUAUCGCUGUGACAUUAUAUGGUGCAAACAAUGUAAUUAGUGAACAACCCCUGACGUUGUCAUAUUUGCAUAAUGGUAUUUCUCUAGUUACGUCAGAUGGUUUCUGUAAGUUUUGGUCUGCUCAAGAUUUUAUCCUAGGUGGUAUUAUUCUCAUGCUCAUGACGUAUAGUUCGAGUGAACGUUAUUUAUUGAUUUUUCAUCGUCCAUUCAUUCUUCGUCAUUUCAUUAUCCUUCAUUAUUUACCAAUAAUCAUCUGCAUUCUGUAUCCAUUUAUUUUCUAUAUUGGUAUUAUUUAUAUUUAUCCAUGUAUCACUUAUUUUGAUUAUACUGUUAAUCUCUGUGGAGGACCAUGUUAUGUAUUCGAUAUUAUACCAAGCACUUUUGAUUUACUUUUUAAUAUUACUGUAUUUGAAACUAUAGCUCUUUUAGGUAAUAUUGUAUUGCCAAUGUUGGUAGAUCUUACUUAUGAUGUUCUUCAAUAUGGCGUUUAUAUGGUUCAUUUACUCUGUCCAUUUGUAUCGUUGAUUGGUUUACCAGAAUUGUGGCCACGAUCCUUCGUACGCUUCUUGAGACGUCUUUUAAAUAAUAACGAAGUGCAACCGACUAUUCAUAUACCACUUAAUACAGACACUCGAGCACUUCAACGAUUAAGAACAAAUUACACAAGAUGA